AUGGAACUAGUUUUGGUUCUGCUUCUGGCCACAACUGUGUAUGGCUGUGGUACGCCCACCUAUCCUCCAAACACCAACAGGGUGGUGAAUGGGGAAGAGGCUCUGCCCCACAGCUGGCCCUGGCAGGCUUUGCUGGAGACAUUUUACCCGGUGUGUGGUGCCACACUCAUCGCUCCUAACUGGGUGCUCACAGCUGCACACUGCAUCAACUUCCACACCUACAGGGUCGUCCUUGGCGAUCACGAUCAGAAUAAACAAGAGGGCCCAGAGCAGUAUAUGAUGGUGCAGAAAAUGAUCUUGCAUCCCAAAUGGAAUGACAACUGUGUGUCCUGCGGGUUUGACAUUGCUCUCCUUAAGCUGGAGAAGAGUGCCAUCUUGAAUGACAAGGUGCAGUUGGCGUGUUUGCCACAGGCUGACUCUGUUCUUGCUCACGAUCAUCCCUGCUACACCACUGGCUGGGGCAGACUCUCCACUGGUGGUCCCCGUCCAGACAAGCUGCAGCAGGGCCUGGUGCCUGUGGUGGAGUAUGACGUGUGCCGCCAGAAUGACUGGUGGGGCUCCAGUGUUAAGCCCACCAUGGUGUGCGUGGGGGGAGACACUGUAUCAAUGUGCCACGGUGACUCCGGGGGGCCUCUGAACUGCCAGGGCCGCGAUGGAAAGUGGUACGUGGAGGGGGUGAGCAGCUUUGUGAGCGGCAAGGGCUGCAACACUCCCAUGAAGCCUAGCGUGUUCACCAGAGUGGCAUCCUACAUCCCCUGGAUCUCCCAGACCAUGGCCAGCAACUGAGGACAAGUCGUACCUCUCAAUGCCAUACUUCAAAUACAUUCAAGCAAUUUAUGUGGAUUU
This is a messenger RNA of Engraulis encrasicolus (European anchovy), 846 nucleotides long. RefSeq names its product chymotrypsin-like elastase family member 3B. NCBI's taxonomy places the organism in Eukaryota, Metazoa, Chordata, Actinopteri, Clupeiformes, Engraulidae. The transcript has 8 exons. The record is from RefSeq and is a predicted model, not a curated record. Gene Ontology annotation, biological process: proteolysis. Gene Ontology annotation, molecular function: serine-type endopeptidase activity. Bases 1 to 786 code for a protein of 261 amino acids.